Molecule: messenger RNA, 3714 nt
Organism: Closterium sp. Naga37s-1
Lineage: Eukaryota; Viridiplantae; Streptophyta; Zygnematophyceae; Desmidiales; Closteriaceae
Source: the annotation of a GenBank genome assembly
AUGGACGCUGCGAUGACGGCGGCCCAGAGCCCUACCGAUGCGCAGGGUGCGGGUGGUGAUUAUAUCGUGGGGAAAACCUCUCAAGCUGUCAGCCUUCCAGAUGCGUGGCGGGAGCGGUUUAGAGACCUGAUUACGACCCAUCUGCGCAUGGACGGCGCGAUGCAGCAGCAGGCCAUGGAGCUCUUCUCCGCCUGCUACGCGCUCCUCGCGCCCUCCCUCGCUUCCUUCGGCGCUCCCGAGUCCCCGGACGACAGCGAGCGCGCCUGGAGCGCGUGCGUGCUGUUCGUGGUGCGCAAGCUAGGCCCUGCGAAAGCAGCAGAGGAGGCGGCCGCCAGAGCAGGACAAAUCGCGCUGCCCGGGUCCUCGCGGUCGCAGUGGCCGUGGUUCACUCUGUCGGAGCUGCUGCGCGCCACCAAGCUGACAGUGGUGGAUUUCUUCAAGGAGAUCGCCAACUUCCUGCCACGUGUCAGUCCUGUGAUGCAGGCGGCGUAUGGGGACUUGUGGGAGCAGAGGCUCGAGGUGAAGGAGCUUCAAGCCAACUUCGUGCAUGCAAUCGUGCUCUUCAACCACUACAAAAAGGUUUUCGCAGAGCUCUUCAUCAGCUCUCCCCCGCCGUCCCUCCCUUCGGGCGCACCUGCUCCUCCUGCCGCCGCAGCCGCCUCCCAAUUCUCCCGCGAGAUGCGCUUCGGCUGGCUGUUGUUCCUCUCCAUCAAGGCGCACCUUCUCAGAAGGUUCCCGGAUCUUGUCACCGCGACAAACGCAAUGCUGUGCACACUUGUGGUGCUGAUAGUGCACGUUCCCCCGUCUCUCCGCCGAUUCUCCUUCUCAGACCCUGUCAGAUUCUCGCGCCGAGCAGGGAGGGAGAGGCUAGUGGACGUGGUGGGGUCGCUGUGUGCGAGCUACAAGGCAGCAGAGGGGGAGGUCUCCGCUCUCCUGGACCGCACCCAGCAGCUCAUGGCCCGCUGCCUCGCGCGCCAGGCAGCCCCAGCAUCCUGCGAGCAGCACGACGCGGGGGAGCUCUGCCCCGACCGGCUGUUUCUGUUUGAGGGGUUGCUGCAGGACGCGGCGGCGCUGCCCAGUGUGGAUCUGGUGGAGGGGGCGUACCAGGAGGCGUAUGUGGAGGCGGGGGACAGGGCGCUGGACGAGAGGAUGUUUCUGUCGGGGGAUGGGCAGGUCAUUGGGGCUGUCUCGCAGCUCACUGCUGCCACUUCUGCCAAGGCGGGGGACAGGGCGCUGGAUGAGCGGAUGUUUCUGUCGGGGGAUGGGCAGGUCAUUGGGGCUGUAUCCCAGCUCACUGCCGCCACUUCUGUUGCUGCCGCCAAGGUGAGUGGUACUGAACGGUACUGUGUGGCUCAGAGUGGGGUCUGCCACCAAAUGCUGUCGGGAGAUAGGCAGGUCAUUGGGGCCGUCUCGCAGCUCACUGCUGCCUCCACCGUUGGCGCCUUCAGCGCCCCCACAGGCGCAAUGAACGCCCCUUCCUCCCCCUUCGCCAGCGCCAUGGGCGCAGGGGGAGGCGCAGGGGGGGAGGGGCGCGGAGGGGGGAGCACCACCAUCACCAUCGCCCCCUUCUGCUCCCCCGCCCGCUCCUUCCUCACCCGUCUGGUCCCAGGGGGAAUGGGGGGGACAGGGGGAACCGGGGCAGGGGGAGGGGGAGGCGGAGGGGGGAUGGGGGUUCCCCAGACCCCUAUCUCUGCUGCCAUGUCGACAGCUCAUUGGUUGAGAACCGUAGUGUCUGCUUCCCCUGCUGAGCCUUCAUUGGAUCUGCUGCGGUUUUUGCACGCGUGCGACAAGGAUGUAACGGGCGCUGUGGUAACCAGAACCACCCUGGUUUCGCAUGAGAUCUUCUCUGCUGUCUCCCAGAAGAAACGAGCUGCCGCUGCUGCUGCAGCAGCAGGGGCGGCCGGGGGAGGAGGGGGGAAGGGAGCGGCGGGAGAGGCAGGAGGAGAGAAGAACGGAACGGGAGCAGGAGCAGGAGCAGGUGACGCUGGGAAGCAGGCCGACGGGGAUGCCGCAGCAGGGGGAGGCGGAGGGGGAGCGGGAGGGGGGAGCGAGCCGGCAGAGGCGGCGCUAUGGGCGGAGCAGAGGAGGCAGGAGACAGUGAAGCUGUACUACCGUGUCCUCCUCCGCAUGUGCACGUCCGAAUCCCUCCGCAUCAACUCACAGAACCUCACUCCACUCCUCGAUAACGAUCGGUUCCACCGCGCGCUCCUCGCCUGCUCAGCCGAACUCGUUCUAGCCAGCCACAAAGCGACGGCUCACGCUUUCCCUGCUGUGCUGGCCCCGGCGGGAGUGUCGGCAUUUGAUAUGGAUAAGGUUAUGGAGGGGUUUGUGCGGUAUGAAGAGGGGCUUCCAGGGGAGCUGAAGCGGCACCUGAACGCGUGUGAUGAGCGGAUACUGGAGAGUCUGGCCUGGGAGAAAGGGUCGAGUCUGUAUGUGACUGUGGUGGUGGCGAGGCGGCAUUUGCUGGCGGAGGUUAGGAGGCUUCAGCUGCUGCCGGAAGGGGAGGAGGGGUUGGUGGGAAGGCUGGUGGGGAGAGGAGCGGGAGGGAAGGGGGGUGGCGGGGACGGGGAGAAGGGGGAUGGCACGCCGGAGAGCAAGGGGAGUGAUGAAGCCUCCCCGCCAGCCCAGGCGUCCUUCCCUGCAUUCUCCCCCAUGAAGCCACAGAACAAGCGGGAGUUCGCACACCUGCACUCCUCCUUCACCACUCCCUUCCAGCGGGCGUCGGCAGCAGCAGCGCCACCGGGGGAGAGUCGAUCCGAAAUGCUGUUCAACCAGUUCUGCCAAAAGGUCCUCAAGCUAGCGGUGGUGAGAGUGCGCAGUCUGUGUGAGCGCCUGAGAUUGACAGCAGCGGUGUCGGAGAUGGUGUUUCGAGUGGUGGAGCAUGCCGUGGAGGGCGAGGUGCAGCUGCUCUUCUGCCGCCACCUCGACCAAAUCAUCCUCUCCUCCGUCUACGGCGUCUGCAAGGUGUCACAAGUGGCAGUCACGUUCAAGGACAUAAUCGCGCAGUACCGCAAGUUACCGCACUGCAAGCCUUCGGUCUUCAGAAACGUGUUCAUUGACGCCAAGCCACCCCCUGCUGACUCUGCCUCCAAGGAGCCCAUCCCCCAGCACGGAGACAUCAUUCGGUUCUACAACGAGAUAUUCGUCCCGGCUACCAAGUCCUUCCUGCUGCACCUCGGUCAUGGCGCCUCCACAGCAGGGGGAGCAGGAGGAGGAGCGGGGGAGAGGGGCGGGGGGCACGGGGGGAGCAUGUUCAGGAGUCCCCUGGUGCACUCGUCCCCGGCUCUGGCGCACUUUCAGCAGCACCAGCAGUCGCCUUCAUCUGUGCCAGGGGCGUCCCCUCGCCGGGUGUCCUCACGGCACAACGUCUACGUCUCGCCACUGCCCACCUCUAGGAUGGAGGCCCUGCUAGCCUCGCCUCACCGCCAGCUCUCAGCACAGCUGUCCACGCAGCUGCUGGGAGGGGGCCUUUCCGCUGACCCCUUCGCCAGUCCCUCCAGGCAUAUUGCGGCCAUCAACCAGCGCAUCAGCAGCAGCAGGCGCCUGGGUCGACUGGACUUCUCAGAUGCAAUGGAUGAGAUUCCUCAGGUGCCGAUGCUGCAGCAGGUGAGCAGGCAGCAGCGUAUGCAGUGGGCAGUGCAGCAGGAAACGGGGAGGGACAGGUGGCAAUGCCAUCAGGAGCAACGGCUAUGGGAGUUGAGAGUUCAGCCGUAG